This is a messenger RNA of Seminavis robusta, 633 nucleotides long. Lineage: Eukaryota; Bacillariophyta; Bacillariophyceae; Naviculales; Naviculaceae. The record is from the annotation of a GenBank genome assembly.
AUGGGAUGCAAACACUCAGCACCAGUUUCUGGAACCAAUGCCAAUAGCAAAGAAUAUGGACCAAUUCGAGAUAUCAUCGGAGGCGAUGCUGCCUCCAAGUCUUAUCCUCUUGUUGGCCCGGGAGCAAUCAUGAAACAGAAAAAUCAUGGCACAUACAUCAAGCCUGUCCAGUCCGACCUGCGAUAUGGAUGUGAUAUCAAGACUGCCGACAAUAUCUGCAAUCACAAUCGUCACCGAGCUGAGCAUUUUGGCUAUUUCACCUCGGGGCCUCGCCGUAAGGCAUUCAGCAAUGCAGUUGAGGAUGCCAAAGCAAAGAACAAACCGAUCACCUUCUAUGAUUCGAACACUGGUCUGCCUUUGUUCACUGCUCCCCGUGGUCGGUCUUGGGAAUCCUUCCUCAAGGAGAGCAAGAAUCACGGAUGGCCCUCAUUCCGUGAUGCAGAAGUCAACUGGGAAAAUGUCAGAUGCCUCAGAAAGGGAGAAGCCGUCAGUGUCCAUGGAACCCAUCUAGGUCACAAUCUGCCGGAUUCAAGUGGGAAUCGCUACUGCAUCAAUUUGGUAUCCAUUGCAGGGAAUCCAGAGGGAAUUGAUGAUUCCAAGCAGAUUUCGCUUUACACAGAUUCGACGAACUAG